Messenger RNA from Schizophyllum commune H4-8, 2220 nucleotides. RefSeq lists its product as uncharacterized. The transcript has 2 exons. Bases 1 to 2220 code for a protein of 739 amino acids. The record is from RefSeq and is a predicted model, not a curated record. Lineage: Eukaryota; Fungi; Basidiomycota; Agaricomycetes; Agaricales; Schizophyllaceae.
AUGAAGCUCGGAGCGACACCGCAGCCACGACUGGCGACCCUCGGACUGACGGCGCAGGCCCCUUGCCAUCGCCGCCCCACGAUCUCAUGGCCCAUCCGCAAGAUCUUCCCGUCUACGCCGACCAUACGGAGGGCUGCUCCAGGCCUCGACGAGACGCUGACAAACGUCGCAGCAUCCGGUCCACACAGCCCCGCUGCGCGCGAGCGGCUUGAUACUCUCGAUGGUGUCACUCACGCUAGGAACCGCCGUAGUGGUGUGAGCUCUUCAUCUGCUGGGCCCUCGGCUCAUUUCGUCGCCUCGCAGGGCGUCCGCGAAGCUCAGGUGCAGUCGCCAACCUUUACGCACGCAAGUCUCCUGUCAGCACCUGUGAUACCCCCACCCUCUGCGCCGGCCGCGAUGUACCCUUCCUCCUCUCAAGCGACAGAUUCGGCGGAUCUGGCCUCGCGCGUGCACCCACUCCUCUCCAAUAUGGAUGUUCAUUCUGAGAGGGUCAUCGAGCUCCUUCAAGACAUGCGCGACUCUUUGCGGCGCAUGGCAGAUCGCCCUCCUCCCUCGGCCCACGACGAAGACGUUCAAGGGUCUGCGGGCGUCACUGUGCAACAGCUGGAGCUAAGUCCAGGUGACAACGCCUCCCUCGAGCCCUCCGCCCCCCAAGGACUUUCGAACGACGUGCAACCGCAGCCGGUCGCGACUACCGACUCGACCUUCGCAGGCCGUGGCGAUCCUACAGGUCCCGCGUCACCCAUCGCUGCUGCUAGCGCGAUCAACAACAACUUCAUCGACGGCGAUGUUCCCGUUUGGUCGCCAGUCCACCGCUCGCGUACGCACACGCCCUCGGAGCUUAACGUCAGAGUCGACAUACCCGAAUUCGACGAGUCCUCAAGUCUCCCAGGCCGUCUCCUCGUCGGAUCCCAGACCGUAGACGGAACUGCUCCAUCGCAGGAAGACUCCGCCAUGCACGUCGAUGCUGGUCGAGUGAAUGCUCCUGCAGCGCCUACGCCAGCCGAUGCUUCUGCUCAAGCAGAGGAGAAGUCGCUCGUCGCUUCUCCGGAAGCGCCAGCUCAAACCUCGUGCCGCGCAUCCGAAGACGGCCCCCGAGACGAUGUACAGGCUCUGCGUUCGCUUGCGCCAUCUGAUCCUGCUGCUGGCGCUCUUCCUGGGGCUUCGAGCGAGCAUCUUGAAGAGCUUCAUGUCCCGCACCCUCUUACGGCUACUGUCGACGGCGAGUCGUUUCAGAGUCCGCCUUUCAACGCUGGCCAAUCAGCCGGCGAUGAGGGGCCCUCGGCAUCCGUUGGCGAGGAGCCUACUCCGUCCCUCGAAGGGUCUCCUUCGUCUUUAGGAGAAGACCCGGCCAACCAUGACGGUGCCCGGGUGCAAUCUGGCGAUAGCGCGCAGCUCGUACCGCCGGAUUUAUCCAUUCCUACAUUCGUUGGACGCGGCAGGGCUAGCAAGUUCUGCUCGAACAGAUCGACCUUCGUCGUUGAUGUUGGGAUGAAGGGCGAUGUCGGAGACUACGACAGAAAUUACCUGGUCGGCGACUUCGCCAACGUGGUACCUCGGCUUCCGGAGCUAUUCGAGCCAGUCCGGGAGGUGAUGACCCAGCUAUACCUCCGCAUCGGCAAACUCACUGAUGAAGGUGGGAAAGAUACGAUGGCCAGGAUUAUGUACCACCUCCGACCCUUCCUACCUCGGUUCUUCGCUGUGCAUAUCGACAUGGAUGGCGAACAGGACGCAGGUGAUCUCAGCGACACAGGGAUACUGCAUGGGUAUCUGCUAAACCUGUCGUCUCUGCACAUCGAGGGGAGCGCAGCGAUCUACCGCUCUUAUUGCUUCCCUCUGAGUCAGUUGCGUCAGCUCAACAUCAAGGUUGCCUUGACUGCUUUCGAGCUCUUGGACAUCAUCGACCAGUCGAAGAACUUGGACCUCCUGGUGGUAAACUUUCAGAAUGAUUUGCACCGGGACGAUUCCGACGAAAAGGAUGAUGCCGAUCAAGGAGGCGAAGCAGAAGGAAGUUUGACCGACAUGUUGAACCCGCGGAACGUCCGCUUCCCCCCUGCUCUGCAUAUUAUCGUGGAUGAUCCAACCGUGCUCAUUCCGCAGAUUAAUGCUGCACAGCGGACGACGCGGUACUUCCGUCUCACGCUCAAGGGGCCAUGCCCUUCCGUGGUCAAAGAGAUAUUCAAUCUUCACGAGCACUGGAGGAUAAACUACGAUAUCUGA